Drosophila eugracilis is the source of this 789-nucleotide messenger RNA. RefSeq names its product protein nullo (gene nullo). Bases 112 to 753 code for a protein of 213 amino acids. Lineage: Eukaryota; Metazoa; Arthropoda; Insecta; Diptera; Drosophilidae. The record is from RefSeq and is a predicted model, not a curated record. The transcript has a single exon.
ACAGCAGUUACAGUGUUAACAUCGGUUUUCGAAACAAGUUUUGAAAGUGCACAAAUCGAAUCUGAAAAAUCAUAUUCAAGCUCUACAGAAAUCCAAAAUAUCAAAUCAAAUAUGGGCAGCACACAUUCCGCUGAGAAGGUGAAGAGCGUUGAGGACUCCACCAGUCCGGGAAAUCCUGGCAUUUUCUGCACUCCACUACCCGGUUUUGUAAGCAAAAUUCACAAAAUCCUGAUCCGCAAAUUGAGCAUCUCGGCGAGGAAACAAAAGCGUUUGAGCAAACGUUCCAAGCAGAUCCUGCGACCCAUGCCCCGGUGCUCGUCCUUCGGAUCCUGCGGAACUCUGCUGACACCCAACAAGAAGACCGCAUCUACCUUGGCCGAUCGUCGUUAUGCCCAAUGGAAGUGCAGUUUCGAGCACUUGGCCCAGAAGCAGCAGCGACUCCAUGACAUCAGUGAGGCAUUUACAGGACAGAUCACACCAAGGGGUUUCCCCUCCCAUACGGAUCCCAAGCGAUGCCUAAUCCAGGAUGAGUCUCCUGUCCCGGAAUCUCCACUCUACGAUAUGGUGGGAGGACAGAAAAUACGCCGCCGUUUGAGCCUGAGGAACCACACACUAGUCCGACGACCUUCUGCCCGCCAGAAGGCCAUUCAAGCCAAGAUCGAUGCCCAGUUUCAGCGAGAUCUCCGCGAUCUGGAGGAGUACUACGGCGGAUUCCAUUUCGCCCAGCAACGUGAGCGAUUGGUAAAGGUUUAAGUUCUGAGAUAUAUGAUAUUCCCUUAUUAAAUAGCC